AUGGCUGACUUGUUUAAAAAUCUCGUGUUCGAUCUAAUUGAAGCGAAGACCAGUGUUGAGUCUGCAAUCAUUGCUAUUGUUCUAUGUGAUAUUUUUGCCAUCUAUCUUGCAUUUGGCUGGUACAACGAUUUCAUUUGUAACUUCAUCGGACUAAUCUAUGCAACAUAUCUCUCGUUACCGACGAUUCUGUUAUCGGACACGUCCAAUCAAAGACACCUCUUGAUAUAUUGGAUUGUUUAUUCAUCACUCGGUUGUAUCGAAUAUCUUUUGCAUCGCCUGUGUGAUUUCUUAGUAGUCUAUUGGCUUGGUAAAUGCAUGUUUCUCAUUUGGUUUCUUCAAUCUGGAACAUCUUCAUCUAAAAAAAGUUCCGAACAAGGAUUACCUUACUUGCUGAAGAACUCAGAGAUGACGGUUUCUGCAGAUACGGAAGUAAAUGGAGUUGGUGAUGAUAUUGAGCGAUAUCAUCAAGAAAUAUUCGAAGUUGUAACAACGGGUGAUUUGAAACGGUUUAACGAUAUACUUGAUGAAUUGGAUCGUCAUAAACUGCCAACAAUAAAGAAAAAGGUGCUCAAUAUGGGUUAUCAAGAAGCAGACGGUUUAACAGCAUUAAGUAUAGCAGCUGGAGAAAAACAUAAAUCCAUCACCAAAACAUUAGCUAAAUGUUCCGAAGUUGACGUGAACAAAGCAUCGUUUUCGGGUAUUACACCAUUACUAAUGGUUGCCGAAGUUGGUUGGCCAGAUAUACUUGAUAUUCUAUUAGAACGCGGUGCUAUUGUUGAUGCAACACCAUCUGGUAAACGAACUGAAGAUAAUAAAAUGUCUGGUUCAACACCAUUAAUUAAUGCAACGAAAUAUAAUCAUCCUGAAUGUGUUAAACGUUUAUUAGCACAUCAUGCUAAUCCAAAUCAUCAAAAUCAAUCGGGUAUAUCAGCAUUAAUGCUUGCAGCUGAACAAGGUUAUUUUGAAUGUAUUAAAUUACUUGUACAAGCUGGAGCUGAUCUAGACUUAGCACCAAGUGGUCCAGGUGCUGAUAAUUUAAAUAUAACUGGUCAAACAGCAUUAUUUAUGGCUACAUUAAAAGAUCGUGUUGAUGUUGUAAAAUAUUUAAUUGAAAAAGGAGCAGAUGUAAAUGUACAAAAUUUUUAUGGUAUAUCACCAUUAUUUCUUUGUGUCGAAUCGGGUAAUGGAAAACUUGUUCAAGCACUUAUUGAAGCUGGUGCUCAUGUGAAUUUUACACCAGAAGGAGAAUUAGCUGAAGAAAAUUUUCUUGUCGGACAAACGCCUCUUUUUUCUGCAGCUAAAAGUGGUCAUGUAGAAAUUUGUGAAUAUCUUAUUAAAAAUGGUGCUGAUGUUAAUGCUGUAACAAUGACUGGUGCAAGUCCAUUGUAUACAGCAAUUGAAGAAGGUCAUUUAGAAGUUGUCAUUUUAUUAAUACGUUAUGGUGCUAAUGUAAAUCAAUCACCAAAAGGACAAGUUGCACGUGAUCUUCAUAUUGAAAAUCAAACACCUUUAUUAAUAGCAUGUAUGAAAAAUCAUGAAGCAAUUAUUCGAUAUUUAAUUCAAUCUGGUGCAAAUGUUAAUCUAACAUCUGAACAUGGUACAUCACCAUUCCUUGCCAUAUGUCAGCAUAAUAAUGUUAUAUUAGCACGAUUACUUAUUCGACAUGGUGCACGAUAUGAUGUUGAAACCAAAAAUAGAUAUGAUGGAAAAAUUAAUAGUUUAAUUAUUGCUGCUGAAUCAGGUUCAUUUGAUAUUGUACGUUUAUUAGUUGAAAUUGGCUUAGAUGUUAAUUAUAAGAUAGAAGGAACAGGUGAAACAGCUGGUCGUACACCUUUAUUUCAUGCAUGUGCAAAAGGCUUCCAAGAUAUUGUGGAAUAUUUAAUUGAUCACGGAGCUGAUGUUAAUGCAACAGAAGACAGUGGUCUCUCAUGUUUACACAUAGCAGCAGCUAUGGGUCAUGCUGACAUAGUUCGAAUUUUAUGUGAACAUAAUGUAAAUGUUAAUCAACGAUAUCGUUUUGAAGAACAAGAUGUAACUGCAUAUGAUUUAGCUGAAUGUCAGCAACAUAAUCAUGUAUGUCAAAUGUUGAAAAAUUUUCGUGCUAAAUAA
Messenger RNA from Rotaria sordida, 2109 nucleotides. NCBI's taxonomy places the organism in Eukaryota, Metazoa, Rotifera, Eurotatoria, Philodinida, Philodinidae. The record is from the annotation of a GenBank genome assembly.